AUGUCUAUAGAGGAGCUGGUCAAGGCUGCCGAGGAAGAUGAUUCUGUUUUGCAGGUCUUUGUUAUCAGACAUGGCCGGACGCCUGAGAAUGACCGGCGGAUUAUCCAGGGACAUAUGAACACAUCGCUGAACGAAACCGGCCAAGAUCAAGCCAAAACCUGCGGCACCCGCGUCCUCACUCACGUCCCCUUCGACGCAAUCUGGUCCAGCGACCUCCUCCGCUGCCUCCAAACCCGCGAUCUCGCCCUCUCCUCUCACCUCACUUCAAUCCCACCCGCGCAUAUCCACGAAACCGACCUGCUCCGCGAGCGCGGCUUCGGCGACCUCGAGGGCUUCAGAGCGAACGUCGCGCUCGAGAUCUUGAAGCAACGCGGCCAGACUUUUGAGACCGCGGGGGAGAAGAUCGAGAUCUUCCAGGCGAGACUGGCAAUGGCAUGGGACGCUAUCCUAGACGAGGCGUUCGAGCACGGGUUUAAACGCGUCGCAGUCGUCACCCACGGAGGAAAUCUAGUCCACCUCCUGCGCAAGCAGCGCGGCUACAAAUUCGCAGACUCGAUCCCGACAAACCGCAUCUCGGGCCUACUCAACACCUCCAUCACAAUCAUCAACGUCACCCGCUCGACUAAGGAUAAAACCAUCAGCAGCGGUGCCAUCGUCGAGUUCAACAACGCGGAACAUUUACGUGAUGAAGAGGAUGCUACGUCAAGUGGACGGGAUAAAGUCGUUGAUAACUUUUAG
Myxozyma melibiosi is the source of this 738-nucleotide messenger RNA. RefSeq names its product histidine phosphatase superfamily. The coding region runs from base 1 to 738 and encodes 245 amino acids. The transcript is spliced from 3 exons. Gene Ontology annotation, cellular component: cytosol. Lineage: Eukaryota; Fungi; Ascomycota; Lipomycetes; Lipomycetales; Lipomycetaceae. Gene Ontology annotation, biological process: regulation of pentose-phosphate shunt; negative regulation of glycolytic process. Gene Ontology annotation, molecular function: fructose-2,6-bisphosphate 2-phosphatase activity. The record is from RefSeq and is a predicted model, not a curated record.